AUGCACCCUAGUCGUCUGACUCUGAAUGCAAGCGAGAGCACCUCGACGGCCCAAGCAAGGCCUCCAUCUCGGCCCGAAAGCCAGAUAAGCCUCAUACCCAAGGCCCGAGAUGACAGGGCAGUGCCGCAUAUCGAAUCGGCCCCCGGUAAGAGUGGCAGGGAAGAGGAGACAGAUAAAUUGCCUCUGUUUGUUGGGUUCCAACCAACGCCAUCAGUCAGCAAGGCCAGGAGCAAGCUUCCACUUAGGCGGCAUAUAAAACGGAAAUCGCCCGAAUUCAAGCACGGACCCAGCCAUUUGACAUCUCCAGUGCUGUUACACAAUGAAAUGAGUGUCGAGGCUGCUGUGGCACAGUUAGAGGCAACUCCCAAACAACCUGCCUCUUCGGCCCCGUCACAAAUUGAGAAUAAAAUAGGCCUUUUCGAAUCGUUAAUCGCCAAGGAAAAGACAAAUGUAAAAAGCAAAUAUAGCAUUCGAUAUAAAGCUCGGAUCCCAGCAUCGGUUUCUUGUCAGGUAGUCCACCAACCCAAGCCCGGGAUAACUGAGGAGGUCAGGAGGAAGUCCUCCUCCUCCUGGGGACCAGCCCGGUGGCGACAGAGGCCCAUCGGGCAGAAUAUAGAAACUGAGCACCAUGCUGCUCUGGACGAGCCCAAAUCGAUCAGUCGAAAGGGUGAGGACCAGCGUGUGCCUAGCGAUGGACCCAUGGAAACGGUGCGUUCAUCACUAUCUGGCCACUGGGAGAUCUGGACCGAUAAUAUCAACAACCCUGAGAAAGAAAAGAAGUCUGACGGCUCGCUUCCAAGGGUUUCUAGUAUUAAUCACCCCGAAUCGGACACACAGCAGCCACAGAACGAUUCCGCGUCCGUUGGCAGCUAUGCAGGGCAAUGGGGACAGGGGCCCAAGAGCAUGCAAGUUACGCAGACUGGCGAAAGGCGUCGAACCUGGAGGCUUUCGGGGCGACGGUGGACGUCUCGAAGCAACACUCCUUUUAUUGCCCGUGUUAAUUGUGCAUUGGAGCAACCGCAACCAGUGCGAGUCAAUGAGAUGAAACGACUUGUCAGUCUCUGCCGGGAAAAGAUGACUAUGAGAAAAGACCGUGCGCAAACUGACUAG
This is a messenger RNA of Metarhizium brunneum ARSEF 3297, 1110 nucleotides long. The record is from RefSeq and is a predicted model, not a curated record. NCBI's taxonomy places the organism in Eukaryota, Fungi, Ascomycota, Sordariomycetes, Hypocreales, Clavicipitaceae.